This is a messenger RNA of Kalmanozyma brasiliensis GHG001, 870 nucleotides long. Its product is annotated as HAD-like domain protein. Bases 1 to 870 code for a protein of 289 amino acids. Lineage: Eukaryota; Fungi; Basidiomycota; Ustilaginomycetes; Ustilaginales. The transcript has a single exon. The record is from RefSeq and is a predicted model, not a curated record.
AUGCCGAGAUUUCCGACCUCGGCUCCUAUCCGAUUGAUCCUGUUUGACGCUUUUGAUACGCUCGUCACGCCGCGAUCCGCACCUCAUCUGCAGUACGCCGCAGUUGCAAGACAGCACGGCCUUCGAGUCUCGGACAACGACGUCAAGUCGGCCUUCAAGCACGCUUUUCGCGCCACAUCGGUCGAGCAUCCGAACUAUGGCCUGGACACCGACAUCGCAACGCCCGAUCAAUGGUGGGAGCUAGUUAUUCAGCGCACGUUUGCACCUCAUCUCCACUCAGAGGUCACCCGAGAACAGUAUGACAGCAGCAUAGCGUCGCUUUCUCAGCGUCUUGUGACCCGCUUUGGCACCGAUGAAGCGUACGACUUGUUCGAAGACGUGGUGCCGACAUUAAAGAAGUUGGCGCAAAUAAGGUCAGACGACAAUGGUCCUGUUUCGAUGGCGCUCGCCACCAACAGCGACUCCCACAUCCUUUCCGUGCUGAAGAGCUUCGGCUUGGACCGAUUCCUACAGCUCGAUGUCACCCCAUCAUUGACAACAGGACCGACAUUGUCGUACUUUGAAAAGUGCGCCAAGCCAGAUCGCCACUUUUUCCGCGCUGCCGUCCGUCGCAAUCAGGGAACGGGGAUGAAGCUCGAGACGGCCAACGUGUUGUACGUCGGCGAUCAGCUGUAUGAAGAUUUCUGGGGGGCCACCGAUGCUGGUCUUCAAGCGGCAUGGCUGCAACGACCGUCCACCCUCGAGAGCAACCAACCAUACCAAGAGAUGUCGGCGACACGCAACAGCGAGCAGGAGCAGAGCUACGUCAGCCAACGGACCAUCCGAGAUCUCUCGGAUCUGGUCGACAUUGUCACACACUGUCAUGCAUGA